CGAAAGCUUGGGUGAUGUCCGUCCGGUCUGUUUCAAGUGAUGCAGAAUUCUCUGCUUUAGUGGGCUCGGCAGGCAACAAACUUGUUGUUGUAGAUUUUUAUGCCACUUGGUGUGGGCCAUGCAGAUCUUUUUCUCCUGUUUUUUUGGAGCUUUCAUCUAAAUUUUAUAGCUCUUGCUUAUUUUUAAAAGUUGAUAUCGACAUGUGCAAGGAAACUACUCGUUGUUACAGUGUUAGCAGCGUACCAACAUUUAUUUUUAUAAAAAAUGGAAAGAAGGUUGAUUUUUUUUCGGGAGCCGACAAAAAUCGCUUAAUUAAAAGUAUAACCACAUUUCAGGACGACGUUGUUGAUGUUGUGCCAGGCUAUGGCGACUUGUUAGACUUUAUUGAUAAAAAGAACAUGGAGUGUUUGAAUCAACGGGAAGGACAUCCCGUUUCCGCUUUAUUAAAAGAUGACGGGUCUUAUUUGGAAAGCGACGCCGACGAGCAGCUGAUCCUCUCCAUUCCUUUCGUGCAGCCCGUCAAACUCCACUCUAUCGAUGUGCGUGCGCCGGCCAACGGCCAAGCGCCGUCAUUGGUCAGAGUGUUUGUCAAUCCGCCUUUUGUUCCCGACUUUGACGAGUGCGAGACGGCGCAAGCCACGCAGGAGUUGUCCUUGAAGGUUUCCGAUUCGUCCGUCUCUCUUGUGCAGCUCCAGUUUGUCAAAUAUCAGAACGUUAACAAGAUUGUCUUUUUUAUUCAAAGCAACGAAGGAGACUGCGAGACAACUGUCAUUCGUUAUCUUCGUCUGAUUGGCUCUCCCGUUUCUGCCACAAACAUGAAAGCCUUCAGAAGAAUCUCUGGAGAACCUGGUGAAGCUCACGAGUAAUCAAAAACUAUAAUUUUUUAAUAAAGCACUGUUAAGU
Messenger RNA from Zophobas morio, 903 nucleotides. RefSeq names its product thioredoxin-like protein 1. Lineage: Eukaryota; Metazoa; Arthropoda; Insecta; Coleoptera; Tenebrionidae. The record is from RefSeq and is a predicted model, not a curated record. Bases 15 to 866 code for a protein of 283 amino acids. Gene Ontology annotation, molecular function: protein-disulfide reductase activity. Gene Ontology annotation, cellular component: cytosol. The transcript is spliced from 12 exons.